Molecule: messenger RNA, 1314 nt
Organism: Darwinula stevensoni
Lineage: Eukaryota; Metazoa; Arthropoda; Ostracoda; Podocopida; Darwinulidae
Source: the annotation of a GenBank genome assembly
CCAAUAUAUUCAACAAAAUCAUUUUUGCUAAACCCAAAUAAAACAGGCAUUAUUGCUGAAUAUAAAAGAAAAUCUCCAUCAAAAGGAAUAAUAAAUGACAUUUCGAAAGUUCAAGAUAUUACAAAAGGAUAUGAAAAUUUUGGAGCAAGUGCUAUUUCAGUUCUUACUGAUAAUCAGUAUUUUGGUGGUUGUAAUGAUGAUAUUUUAAAUAUUAGAAAUGAAAUAAAUAUUCCAAUUCUUAGAAAAGAUUUUAUUGUUGAUGAAUAUCAAGUUUAUGAAACAAAAUCAAUAGGGGCUGAUUUAAUUUUAUUAAUUGCAGAAUGUUUAACCCAAGAAGAAGUUAAUAAUUUAUCUCAAUUAGCAAAAAAUAUUGGUUUAGAAGUGUUAUUGGAAAUGCAUUCAGAAAAUGAAAUUGAAAAAAUUAAUGAAAAUAUUGACAUUAUAGAACCAUUUACUGAACAGCUAAAUAAUAGAUUUAAAUGGUUUGAAAAUACUGUAAAUUAUAUAAAUCAAGAUUUUGGAAGCAUAGAACAAUUUGCUUCUGCCUAUGAAUAUUUUGGAUUUAAUUAUGAUGAAGACAAUAAAGGAUGGUGGUUUAGAGAAUGGGCUCCUAACGCUUAUGAAAUAUCAUUAAUUGGAGAAUUUAAUGAUUGGAAUCAUCAAGCCAAUUAUUUAAAUAGAAAAGAUUUUGGAGUUUGGGAGAUUUUUUUACCCGAUUCGAUUUAUAAAAAUAAAUUAAUUCCUUUUUCAAAAGUAAAAUUAAAAAUAAGAGGAAUAAACGGAUAUGUUUAUAGAAUACCUGCAUAUAUAAGAAGGGUCGUUCAAAAUGAAGAUAGUUCUUUUGAUGGCCAAUUUAUACCGAAUUCAAAUUUUCAAUGGACAGAUAAAUCCUUUAAAUGCAAUUUAACAACCUCUAAACAUCCAAUUAUUUAUGAAAGCCACAUCGGAAUGGCUACAGAAGAAUUUAGAAUAGGAACUUAUCGAGAGUUUGCUGACAAUAUUCUACCUAGAAUUAAAAAUUUAGGUUAUAACGCUGUGCAGUUAAUGGCAGUUAUGGAACACCCCUAUUACGGCUCUUUUGGCUACCAAGUAUCUAAUUUUUACGCUCCAAGUUCUCGUUUUGGAACUCCUGAUGAUCUUCGUUAUUUAAUUAAUAAAUCUCAUCAAUUAGGAAUAUCUGUAAUUUUAGAUGUAGUUCAUUCUCAUUCCGUUAAAAAUUUAAUUGAAGGUUUAUCAGAAUUUGAUGGAACGGAAAUUUAUUUUAAUGGUCAUCAUCCAGAUUGGGAUUCAAAACUUUUUGAUUACGGCAGAAUU